UAAGUGCACCUCACCCUUUAAAUUCUUAUAGUGUGCUCCCUCUUCCCACUCAACACAAUCACCUCACGCUUUAAAUUCUUAUAGUGUGCUCCCACUUCCCACUCAACACAAUCAUGUCUAGUUUUUGCACUUCUCCUCCUAUGAUGAUGAAGGGGUGGUUUUCAGGCUUAUUGAGAGCCGCAUUCAGGUGUGAAGAGGUUGUUUCUUUGUGGGUUUUGGCUGCCAUUGGUGAUUCCAGCGGCGGAGCUUUGGGUCGAGUCACAAAACGAGUUGUUUUUGCUGCAUAUACCUGCAUUCUUGCACUAGGAGGAGCUAUAGUGGGAGCAAUUCAUGGAGCCAUUAAAGGCCAGACGACGGAGACCGGGCUUCUUAAAGGUGCUUGCAUAGGCAGUUUGGCAGGGGCUAUUGCUGCCAUUCAAUUGAUGGAUUUGGCAGUGGACGGCGAGUCGUUGUCUAAGGUUGCUUUCUUGGGAGGGAUCGUAAAUGGGAAGGUGUUUAUGGAAUGGGUGAAUUCUUCAUUGCUAAAAGCCUAUCACUGGCAAGUUAGCAAUCUGGAAACAACUUACAGAGAGAUUUCUGAAAUCUAUGACGUUGCUGGAGUGAAGGGAUUAUCCCAGGAUUGCAUUCAAAAGCUCCCUCAAAGUACAUUUUACAGCAGCAGCAGCAAUAUCAUUGAUUCAUGCAGUGAAUUUUGCUGCUCAAUUUGCUUACAGGAAUUGAAGGAAGGAGAGAAUGCAAGAGAACUUCCCAUUUGUGGCCAUAUGUUCCACUUGGCAUGCAUAGACCAAUGGCUAAAGCAACAAGCCUCUUGUCCUAUGUGCAGACUACACGUCCACAUUUAAAACGUAGUAGUAGAUAACUACCACGGAUGCCCGUUGGUUGUGGACGAAUUUCAAGCCUGUACUCAAUCACACGGUGGUGGUCAGGGAAAAGCUGAAAUAUUUUUGCAAGUUUUCCUGACUCCUGAAAAAGUGGACUGUUGUGGUGAAAGCAACAAGCCUCUUCUUUUUUUUUUUUUUUUUUUUAAACAAAAAACGUAGUAGAAUUUAGGGAUUGCUUGUAUGGUCCAAGCCCCCAAGGUGUUCUAUAUACUGAGGUUUUUAGUUGUUGAAUUCUCUGUACUAUUGCAAAAAGAUGUAGUAAUUUCGGAAAGUAAGAAUUUUGUACUCUUUUUGUUUGAGGAAAAAUAUUUCUUUAUUAACA
Messenger RNA from Pyrus x bretschneideri (Chinese white pear), 1203 nucleotides. Its product is annotated as NEP1-interacting protein-like 1. NCBI's taxonomy places the organism in Eukaryota, Viridiplantae, Streptophyta, Magnoliopsida, Rosales, Rosaceae. The record is from RefSeq and is a predicted model, not a curated record. The coding region runs from base 114 to 842 and encodes 242 amino acids. The transcript has 5 exons.